CUUGAUCCGGUGGGAACCCAGCAAAGAAAAGCUCAUCGUCUGAAAAGGCGGCAGUAUUCCAGCCCCGGUCCCAAUUAUUGUUGGCACUCAGAUGGGUACGACAAACUAAAGCCGUACGGCUUUCCUGUUCACGGCUGCAUUGACGGAUAUAGUCGAAGAAUUAUCUGGCUCAAACUUACUAAAAGUAACAACAAUCCGCAUAUUAUUGCUUCAUUCUUUUUAGAAUCUAUUAAGGAAUUACAAGCUUGUCCGACACUCUUACGAACAGAUAGAGGCACGGAAAAUGGAAGUAUGGCGACAGUGCAGUGUUUCCUUCGGAGAAACCAUAACGAUUCAUUAUCCGGUUUGGGUGCUCAUCGUUACGGCUCAUCGCAUACAAAUCAACGGAUAGAGGCAUGGUGGUCCUUUCUACGAAAGAACUGGAGUUCAUGGUGGAUUAACUUUUUUAAAGAUAUGGUAGAUACUGGGGAUUUGGACACAAGCAACAGCAUGCAUAUGGAAUGCCUUUGGUUUUCAUUCAAGAAAGUAAUCGAAAAUGAGUUGAGUCAAGUUCAAAGUAAUUGGAACAAUCACUAUAUUCGCAAAUCAAGGUACCAAACCAUGGCUGGGAUUCCAAACAAACUGUACUUUUUGCCAGAGGAAGUUGGAUCAGAAGAUUACCAGAAACCAUUUAAUCCUGCUGAUCUGAGAGAAGCCGAAUAUGAAGUUCACUCCACCGAUACAGAUAAUUCUGAUGAUGAAGAAAAUGAAACCAGUGACUACCAACAAUAUUUUAACUAUGCACUUCAAACACUUGGAAUUGAUCACCCAACCAGUUGGAGAGAAAGGUUGCAUGUUUAUCAAACAUUGUUAUCUUCUGCCACUUAGUUAUAAAGUAAUUUAAUAUGGCUGUAAGCAAUAUGCAUGGGAAUAAUGCCUGAAAACACAAUCAAGUUGCACUCACAAAGAACAACUAGAACAAUUGAAAGUUGCUUUGUUGGAUUUUUAUUUAACAUGUAUAAUUGUUACACAUUAUGCAUAUACUUUUUCCCCCAAAAUAACAGAACGCAAUUAAACCAUCAAAUAUCCUUGAAACGUUAUAUGUGGAGUACAAACAGUUUAACGAUACAUUUAUGACGCUUGACCAAAACUGGAGGAAUUUAAAAUAUCCAGAUCCAUUUUUCCCUUGAACACUUCAUAUCCUUUGUAGACUUUGGGCAGGUGUGUAAGGUCGUUGAGCACGUAUUUGCUCUUGGCAAAUUUCCAUCAUGGAACUCAAUGACAAUGGUGGGAGAUGUCUCAAAAUCCAUAGGUGGAGGGACACUGGCUCCAGUGAUAAAGACAAGCACAUCUUCAAGCUUGGGUGAUGCUUCAUUAGCUAGAAAUGAAUACAAGUACUUCAAAUUUUUUCCUGGAAUAUAUAUUUCCUUGAAAUAAAUUGUUAAUUAUGAAAAAAGAUAUUAAAAUUAUGGUUACAUGAACAGGGACUUCUUUGUGAUUGAUAAAAGCAGAUGUGAUAAUAUUAUAACAUAUCAAAAUAUAGGUUUAUAAAACCAUCACAAAAUUAAAUCAUAGGUGAUAAUAUUGUGUGAAAUGUUGGGUCUUUAGAUUUAUAUUAAAGUUAUAAAUUCCUUGUAUGUUUGCAUGGUGAUAUUUCUAAUGUCAUUUUUGUAUUUUGGGGGAAACACCACUAUUAUAUUUAUUUGACAUACAAAUAAUGUAUUUUUAUUUAUUUCUAAAAUUAAUAACUGUGGUAUCUUGCACAAAAACAAUACUGAUAUAUUAAUGUUUUUUUCAAAAACAAUUUCGGUGAUCGAGAAUACAUUUUCUUUUGUAAAUAUCAAUUGUUUUAUUUAGGCUCUUUCAUUGUUAUGAACUCUGCAGCUUCCGAAAAACUCUUACUGAGUUAACCUUACACGAAUCCUUUUAAAAUUAUGAUUAACCUUUUACCUUGACAAUCUUGAAGGUAGUUCCUGCAGUAAGCGAGAACACGUUCUUGUGAAUCCCUUUCAUAUUUUGAUCCAUGAUCUUUAAAUUUUAUACGAAAAAGAUUAUGCAAAGAUUCAGCAUUUUCAGUGUAGUGUUUUUCAUUAGCAAUUACCAAAACGGUGUCAAAAAUUUACCAAAACAAAUACGAAAAAUUUGCCAAAACAAAUAAAAGUUUUGUAGCUAGAACCCUGAAAUAUAUAAAAUGUAUAUACUUCACUGGCUAAAACAACCGAAAACUAGCUUAAUACAUGAACGCCCAUACCUGUAGAUUUUAUUUUUGUGGAGGUAGCCAAUCUUUAAAUGGAGCUAGACUAUGCCACAUUCUCGUACCCAGAGCCCGCCUUAUACACACAAUCAACAGGGCAUGACAAGGACGCGGUGUACGAGAAUGGGUUUGCCUCAACAGUCAACUGCAGAUCAAAAUUUAGCCUCUGAACGAGAACAAAAUGCCAAGUGUGUCAAUGUCAUGUUUAUGUGCAUAUUCUGGGUAUUUCAGUCUUAUUUAAUACAGCGGAAUAUAGAAGUGCAUUCUGAGAGUUCUUGCAGUUAUUCCAGUUAGUCAGUAACUCCUGGUUUAGAUAACAAGCUCCAAAUGAUUUUUGGAGUUAGCAACACAGCAAGUAACUUCAACCUUACAUGUUUGUACCUAGCGGCUAUAGGCUGACUCGCCUCGCUAUACACAUACUUUUUGGAGUUAGGCAGUAACUCAAGGCUUAGAUACCUUGUUUUUUCAUGAUUUUUGGAGUUAUACGUAGCUCCAAAUGAUUAUUGGAGUUAGCCAGUAACUCCAGGCUUAGAUGCCUAGCUCCUAAAUUAUUUUUGCAGUUGUAUACUUAGCUCCAAAUGAUUUUUGGAGUUAGCCCUUUAGAGCUUGGAGGUAGCAUCGCUCCAUAACUUCCUACUUUCUACAGGCAUGUGAAUGCCUAGGGAGAAGGGGCAAUUUUUCCCGGAACCAGACUUAAAGGACCAUUUCCACUCAGGCCGUAGCUAUAGUAUAUAUGUAUAAUCAAAUAUUCAUGUUUAUACAUACCGUAAAAAUAAUCGUAAUGCAACCCCACCCCCCAAUUAUCGGUAUAGCUACGGCCCUGCUUCCACUCAAGAAAAUUUUCUCCACGGACAGAACAGUGUUCCGAAAUAUUAUUUUUAAAAGUUGAAAAUUUUCAACGUCAACAUUUUUCUCCCACUGAAAAUUUGUGUCAUCCAAUAUAUCGCAUUUUACAAAAUUUUCUCUGGAAAAUUUCACCCUGGAAGAAAAUUUUGUAAAGUGUGAUUGGCCGACACAAAUUUUUUUUCCGACACAACGGUAAAUCUUUGAAGAGUGUUCUGAAACGAUAAACAGUAAUUUUUUCCUCACGCUUCACGUAAAUUUUUAGUGUUUUCACGACUGACGGUAACCGAAUAUAUACAGAGUGUAUAGAUCUGGUAGCACGUGCUGGUAUAGCCCAGUGCUGGGAGAAACACGAAAUAUAAACUUACAUGAAGUACUUCCUAUAUGUAAGCGUGUAAUCUUGUAUUCUUGUUUCCCGCUAAAAAUUAUACUCGAGCUCAUCGAGUCAUCACCUUUGAGUACUUUUUGUUUCCAAAAUGAAAUGUAUAAGAUGUGGGGUAGUCAAUUUAGAAGAAUUUAAUUUCUGUCACAAUUGUGGAAAACAGGUGCAAGUAGAAGGACUAAUCCAAAAUGAAACUAAGAAAUCAACGAGAAAAAUGUCCAAAAGAAAGUACAAACUUUCGAUCAGUUUCGUAAGCGAUUGUCUUCUCAGCGACAAGAACAAAUAAAUACAAACAAAAAAUUUAAAGCCAAGAAGAAUAAAGCAGUUGCUAGCACGGAGGUCAUGAUAAACAUUGGUUUAAUGAAGUUAGUCAAUGGAGUUUUUAAACCAGUUAAAGGAAAGGCGAUUAUGGUUCGUGUCCUUUCAGAUAUUCGUAAGGUACCAUUGUUAAGCAAAGCACUUGAAAAGCAUUCAGCACAUGACCGAAGUUUUGAUCCAAACAAAGACUACACUCUCGCCUAUCCUGAUGGCACUGAAGUUCUCACGUUACCUGGACAACCUGCUCAAAUAUUUCAGCUGGACAAGUACAAGGAAGACGUUGGUAAAAGCUUUAACCGCAUAACAUUGUACCUUGUACAGAGAGAUCUUUUGAACAAUGAUGGUGGAAAUGAAAGUGACGACUGUGAGUUCAGCAGUGAGUCUGUUCACUCUGUUACUUCAGAGGAACCUUGUACUUCUGCGGCAAGUGCCACCAAUAACACAUCAGAGGUAUCUGUCAAUGACCCUAAUUAUUGAAUUGUUUUAAGUAUAUAUUGUUUUAAAUACUGUAGUUGGCAAUAUUAAAAAAUUCACGAUAUUCCAUUUAAUAUAUGUACCCCCUCCUCCCCCUGCUAUAUAAAAGAGCCUGAAGGGAUAAGCUGAUCUUUUGCCCUGGAAUUCCUCAGUGAUACGAAGGCAGGAAUGUAGCUAUAGGGGGGUGGGGGGGGGUGUAACACCCCCCAAUAGGGGUGUAUUAAACACCCCCCAAUAAUUCAAACAUUGGUCAAAGUUGGUCAAAAUGAAACUGAUAUUUGCCCAAAGUUGAUCAAAAUGGAACUGAUAUUAUAAGGUAAAACUCGGAAAAAUUUGGUGAAAGUUUUGGAAAUAAGAUGGUCGAAGUUGUUAAAAGUUAUGAAAUGGUUCGCACUUUUAACAAUUUUAAAGCUUCAGUUAUGUUUGCGGUGAAAAGGUCGGAAGCAUUGCUUAUAUUGGUCGAAAAUUUUUUAAUAUGCUUAUAAUAGUCUAUAUUAGUCCGGAAAAUAUUUUUGACCUCCCCCCUAGGAAACGUUGGUCAAAACAUGACGACCCCCCCCCCAAUGUUGAUGGCUUUGCGACGUCCCUGUAUGAAGGGACCAAUCAUAAAGUACAAGGGGGGGGGGCUGGAAAAAACAGGGUGUGGGUCAUCCAAUUUUGAACAUCAGAAAGGGGGUGGGUCAUUUAAAAUUUAACAACAGUUUGGGGGUGGGUCAUAGUAAAAUGUGCUUGAUUAAUAUAUAGGUUUCAAAAGGUAUAGAGAUCAUUAUUAAAUAUUAUCUUUACAAAGCAUGGCUGGAAAAAUGUCAAUGAAGAAAUACAAUAUGUAUUAAACACAAGAUUCCGGAUAAUAAAUAGUUGGAUUUAAUCACGGUUCUUUUAUCACAGUUUUAUCAGACAACAAAUAAAAGAUAUUCUUAAUAUUUUAUAAAUUAUGAAGGUUUAUCCAUGAGUUUUUCGUCAUUAAAUUAGUGUGUACUACUUGUUGGCUACAUCAUGUAUUACACAAUAGAAAGAACACAAAGGAAGUGAAGAGAAAGAGAGACUUGGAGCAAGUAUAUUUGAAGCAAAUUUUCAAUGCAAGGGUUGGUCAUCAAUUUUUAUGCGAGGGCAAAAGAGUGGGCCAUCAAUAAUUAUGCCUAACUUGUGGGAUGGGUCUUCAAGAAAUAUGUUUUUAAAACUUUGAAUUUUCCGGCCCCCUCCCUGUACUUUAUGACCGUCUCUAAGGUACAUUGUAUUUUGAUUGUAUAUCUUCUGGGGUGAAGUACAUGCAGCCUGCUUGCAGCCCGAAAUUUCGUCCUAAUUGUCUGUCUUCAAAUUUUAGGGGGGGAAGGGCUGCUGAGCAGGCUAAUAUAAGUAUGUGUAAAAACACUAAAUUCUUCAGGGGUUCUGUUUUAUUAGGAAAUCUUCACUACAUCACAGGUGUUUGUUGUUGUGGGUCAUGUCAUUCUGAUCCUAGUUAAUUAACCCCAUAGAAGGAAUUAUUCAGUUUUUAAUGGAAAUUAGCCCAAUGACAAUUCAUGAAGGAGCGAUCCUUUAAGUCAAAAUGUAUGUGCUCUCCACCCAAUUUGUUAAGUAGAAGAGCUUGGAUUUUUAAUAUUAUACUGUACCAUAUUUCAAUUAAUUAAUUGAAAUCUCAAAGUUGAGUAAUUGAAUGGUAAAAAAAUAUUUGGUGCAGUUUUAUCAUGGUAUUGCCAUACAUUUAGUAUGGCUAUAUUUUGGUUGUACAGUACUGAACACAUAUGUAAAUAGUGAUGUUUAAUCUUCUAUAGGAUAUCCUGCUGCAGUCAUCAUGCAAUUUGAGAAAUUCGGAAACAUCUAAUUCACAACCUGUAAGCUCACAACAGAAUGGUCGUUUAUCUACAUGUAGCAGUGGUAGCCAGACUCACAGCAGACAUUCCACUAGCAGAAAUUAUGCAUCAGGAUCUUUUAGGUAAAUUACUAAUUAAUAUUUUUUUAUUUAACAACAUAAGUACAGUCCUUGCAUCUAUAAGGACGAACGGUACUGAUAAAAAACAUUGUCUUCUCACAUGAUUUAAAUUGUGACAGCAAAUCAGUAAUAUAGCUACAGUUGGUACUAUAUUAAGGUUAUAUAAAAAAAUGAUGCAACUAAAUUGAAAAUAGACGAAAUUUUUAAUUAAUGUUUUGACUUUUAGUGAGGGCCAGUUUAAUAUCUGCAUGAUGUGGUUCUGGUUUCAUAUGCUGAUUGAAACAUAUGUUAAAAUAUAGGGUUGACAUAUUGAAAUUCAGUCCAAUUAGGUGUACAUACAAUGUAUAAUGAUAAUCAGAUAUAAUAAUCACAAUUUCACAAAUCAAAUAAACGUUCUGAGAUUUGAUUUUGCAUGUUCGUAUCUGAUUUCUAACCCCUUUUCUUCAGUAUUUAGUCCUUGCAUAUGUCCUUGAAUUUCACUCUUCCUCACAUGUACGAACCCUGUUUAAAAUCUCACAGCCAUGCGUAUAUAGUUGCAUCAUUUUAUAACAUUCUGUUAAAUUUUUAGUGCUGAGGAAAACUAAAAUUAAUCUGUACUUGAUCGUGAAAUCAUCGCUCUAGUAAUUUUUCGUUGGUUUGCUAGUGGCAGAAAGGUUAAUGUAUUAUGCAGUUGCAUGUUUCUGCAGAGUUUUGUCACGCAAUAUUGCAAAUUAUAUUGAUCGACUGAUUGCUCUAGCAAAUUGCAACAGACGCGAACAAAUUGCAAUUUUUACGUACUAAAGUAACAGUAUUAAACCGUCAAAUGCAAAAUUCAAAAGUUUAUAAAUAAAGUCUGAAUGGUACAAAACAAUCCAAUAAAAUGCUUGGCAUCGACCUCUCGACGCGACCUUUCGAUCGACAAAUUGUCAACAUGUAAAAAUUGCAAUUUGUUCGCGUCGGUUGCAAUUUGCUAGAGCAAUCUGCCGAUCAACAAUGGCAUUGCGUGACAAAUUCCAAUGUUGCCGGCAACGUACGGAACACCAAAUUUGACGUAAAAGUAUUUUUCUUUAAAUUGUAGUUGCGAGGCUGACUAUACAUCCGCAGAAAGUACACAAGCAUCUACAAGUAGUGAAGUUCUGGAUGUACUGAGCACACCCAAAUCAUCUAACGAAGUUGUAUGCGAUUUAGACGAAAUUUACGCCACGUUGCUGUUCGACGAAAUAAAUUCCGAAGUGUUUGAAUACGAUCUCAUGGAAGAUAUAGUAGAAACUAAUGUAGAUGACGUUAUUCAUGACGACAUUGAGGAGAACAUCACAUUGAAGGAAAUACUAUCGAAUCUUGCAGAAGCAACGUCCUAUGAUCAAAUUUCAAUCUUCCACUUAAGUCGAAAUCAUAUAUGGGAAGGUACCAAAAGGGCGAUGAACAGAAAGUCGUUUAGUCCUGUGAAUAAGUUAUCAGUAAAGUUUACGGACGACAUCGGUCAGUCAGAAGGAGCUGUGGACAUGGGAGGUCCAGGGAGGGAAUUCUUUACCCUUAUCACAGAAUGACUGGUUAAUUCGCGACUUUUCUUCGGUGGAAUAUCGUCAAAGUUCCUGUCGUUAAAUGCAACCUGCUUAGAAGAACGGGAGUACUUCAUGGCCGGACAGAUUUUCGCCAUGGCACUUGUACAUGGUGGUCCAGGUGUCAAUUGUCUCUCAAGUUCAUGUUACGAUGCGAUUGUUAAUGAAUCCGGAACGCAGAACCUCAGUGCAACACUUGAUGAUAUUCCUGAUUUUGAGAUGAGAGAAUCGCUUGGCAAGUUAUUACAAGCUCCUUGUGUGGAUGCUGCUCGGAAAAUCAUUAGCGACGAAAAGUUGGAUACCAUAUUUGACAUGGCAGGCACGUUGCAGAUGAUUAGAAUUAAGGCCAAUGUUGACAAGAUAGUGCAGCGCACCAUCAACUGGUAUGUGUUGAGGAGAAGUCAACCAGCAUACUACAGCUUCAAGGAAGGCUUGUGAGCCUUAGGUGUACUCAAAGCCAUGUUGAAAUACCCAAAUUUGUUCAGAGAAACAUUUUGUUACAAUUCAGAACCGUUAACCGUUGGCAUGAUAAUGUCUGUUUUCAAAGUGAAGCGUGCAGAAGAAGGUUCGAAUAGAAGAAAUGUCGAAAGGCUAGUCCUGUCGCACUGAGCCAGACCCCACACAAAUCAACCUCUCGGAAAUUUUGUUCUUUGCAUCCGGUUGCAAAAUCUUUCCUCCCCAAGGCUUACAUUGUGAAUUACAAUUUCUGCACGAAACUGAAAAAGAUGGAAAGUUAUCCAAGUUUCCUAAAGCUAACAUGUGCGCGUGUAUCCUUAAUCUGCCGGUUGUUCAUGGUGAUUACGAAAGCUUCAAGAACGCCGUAGUGUUCGGCAUUAAAAAUGCUCGUGGAUUUGGCUGUGCAUGAACAAUCGUAUAUAUACAUCCAGUACUAUACCAGUAUUGACUGUAUGGAUUGAGAAAAAAUGUUUGCAUUAGUUGAGAUUAGCGUAACAGUUGAGUUUUGUUUAGGAGAACAGUGUUUUUAUUUGUAUCAUACUGAUGCAACAACCUGUUUUAUAUUAUUUGUACGUGGCUAUAUUGUGUCGAAGUAAUCAUAUUAUCCCUAUAUGGGACGUAGCUAUAGCAGGGAAAGUAGACAUAAACCGCCAAGAGUAAACCGACAACAACCCCAAGAGUAACAGGUUUGCAGAAAAUCCACGUUAGUAAACAGAUAGGAUGAACCAGUAAAGAAUGUUAGUAUUCCAUCUACGAGAUACAGAGUUGCAUUGGUAAAAAUAUUUUUAGAUCGUUGAAAGUGUGAUUAAGCAGCCAGAAAUGUUUAUAUGACAUAUGUUUAUAUGACAUAUGACAUGAAUGUUUUUAUUUUCUUAAAUGAAAGAACUCUUUAAGCUGUAGUGUAACUUAUUUUUCAGUUUCGUUUUAUGGUUUGUUCCCGAGAUAUUGAAAUUUGUUUGGCAUGUAAAUGGUGUGAAUAUGUCCGCUAAUUUAUGACGUCACGUUGGUUGAAAGCUCUUCAAAAUGGUUGAAUAUCACGGCUAUCAUCCAAGAUAAUAAUUUCUAACUUCACUCACUGGUAAAUGUGAUAAAAUACUGGAGAAAACGUGAAAUGAUAUCUACAGUUUUUAGAGUUAAUAGAUCUAUAACCAGUGUAAGUGGAGCUUGCAACCAACGUGACGUCAUAAAUUAGCGGUCAUAUUCACAUCAUUUACAUACCAAACAAAUUGAAAUAUCUAAGGAACAAACUAUGAAAACAAGAAACUGAAAAAUAAGUCACACUACAGCUUAAUUUAAAGAGUUCUUUCAUUUACACUGUAAGAAAAUAAAAAAAUUCAUGUCAUAUGGACUUUAAGAUUUUUAAGUAAACAAUAAUAAUUUGCUUAUCAUGGUGCAAGCUAAUCAAAUAUGACAUGCAUGCAUUAGCAUUUUAACAUUCAGGCCGUCUCUACGUCCAUGCAUGUAUAGAGCUAUGAUAAAAUUAUAACUUCUUAUAUUGAAAACAUGCAAGAUCUGGAAAUUUAUUCCUGGAUUAUUGUAACGGAUUCCUUUUAUACAUGUAUAAGGUAUUUAGCUGUUAGUAAACAUUGUCAUUGACCUAUAUAUAAGUUUCUAAAUAACUUAGGUUAUGUGUUAACGAAUAAAUACUUUAAUUUCCAGUUACUAGCGGAAAUUGGGAAUUCCAAAUUGUUUUACGUCUAUUUCUAAUGGUUAUAUAUAUGGUCGUCGAUCUUCAUUAAAGAAUGGUUUGUUCACAAACAAACAUCAACUAGAGCUGGAACAAUCUUAAGCAAAUUAAGCUAAGUUACUGUAUAGAUAACUUUCGUUUUACCAAAGGCAAAGCUGUGGAAAAUUAAACCUUUGAGCGAGGAGUUUGUCCGCCUGACUAGCAAAACGAAACAUUAUUUUUAUGUUGCAUGCAUGGUCACAAAACAAACUAGACUGAAUCCAUUCUAUACAAUAUACUAUCAUACAUCAUUCCAUGUUAAACCUGUUCAGCAAAAUUUAAAACCGAAGUGUAAAUUCUAAAAACUAUAGUUUGUUCAGGGAUUUCCAGAAAAUUUUAGGAGUUCCCUCAAGGAAAGAAGCCGACUGCCCGACUAUAUAUCGCAGCUGACCAGUUAGUUCAAGACGCCGGACGACUAUUACCGCUAUAUAUGACAUAUAUAAUCAACCAUUUGCAAACUGAAGAAGAUUAUUGUAAAAUUCUAACGCUUCUCUCCAGUGGGUCGGUUUCUGUAAUCCAGCAGUAGUUACUAUAUUGUCAAUGGGCCACCGUAUUUAAACGAUUUAAAAGCGUUCUUUUUGAAAUGUUUAUCCCAUGAUUUCUUUCGAGAAAACUCAAAAUUGUAUUGUAGUCGUAAUUUAACGAGAAAUAAUGUCGAAUUAUAGUUUCUUCUUGCUCAGCAUCCGCCAUUUUUAAAUAAUUUGGCGCGAUUUUUGUGUUAAUCUGCGUUAAUACUGGUCAGCGGUUCGAUUCAUAAAUUAACAUAUUAGUGUAUUGUGUUUUGGUUUAGUGUAUUGUGUUUUGGUUUAGUGUAUUGUGUUUUGGUUUAGUGUAUUGUGUUUUGGUUUAGUGUAUUGUGUUUUGGUUUAGUGUAUUGUGUUUUGGUAGUGUGUAUUGUGUUUUGGUAGUGUGUAUUGUGUUUUGGUUUAGUGUAUUGUGUUUUGGUAGUGUGUAUUGUGUUUUGGUGUGUGUAUUGUGUUUUGGUAGUGUGUAUUGUGUUUUGGUAGUGUGUAUUGUGUUUUGCACUUAUGGGCCACCAUAUUUCAGCAUCUUGUACAGAUACUACUGUAACAUUACCCCCAAUACGAUCCCACACCACCAAGUAAAGUUUUAACUGUUAGCCAAGAAGCUCUCACCUGAACAAUUUCAAAAUGCACCACCUUCAUCAACGUUGUGCAUAACAUGGUGUAAACACCAUAUUUGGCAGAGUGCCCCAUCGAGUCAAAACAACCAUCACCUGACCAUUCUACUCUGUUAAGCCCUUUUGCCUUGUCUAUAAAGGCUUUUCCAGUAGGUUUUCCAGUAGUAAAAUAUUGAUGGAAAGACUAAAUGCCUUUGAUGUUGAAAAUAUGUUCGAAUAGAGAACACUGCAAGACCCAUGUGGCGAAAGACUAACAGAAUCUUGCUGAUAGAUGCCCCCAGCCAUCAGGACAGCAAAACUAAGCAUGACAUUACCAUCAGCAUAUCGACCCAGUAAUAAAGGCUGAGAAUGCCAAACAAAUCCAUUGGUACAGUUAGCACAUUUUUGGGUAAUAGUUACCAUGGUCCUCGUCUGAUUCAUCAGAAUCCUCAGAUUCAUCUCCAUCAAUAUCUCUCAUAGGAAAACUCAUCAUCAUCAUCCAAGCAAUAUUCACACAAUGCUUAGUUCUAUUUGCACUUGCCAAUUUCAAUUUGCAGGGACAGUUAGGACUGCAUAUACUGGUAAGUGGUGUGGAUGUAGCCUGGAUCAAUGUGGAUGGUGACAUGCUUUUGUCUGCAGGGCCAAGGGUUUCUGGUACUGCCUCUGUUGUUACCACAUCUUUCUGGGGCAUUUGUUGACAUGCUUCUGUUUUUCCUGGGAGGGCAAAGGGCACUCAACUGCUGGUUCUACAUAUGAUUGGACUGCCAGUUCUAUAGCUGAUUCGACUGCUGGUUCUAUAGCUGAUUCGACUACCGGUUCUACAGAUGAUUCUAAAGAUGAUUCGACUGCUGGUUCUACAGAUUUCUUUACUUUCUUCUUUGCUGGUUCAGCCAAAGACAAAGGAUCUCAUUUGUACUACAUAAAAACGCCAAAGUCUUGACUAUAUGUCAAUUGUCAUUUACAUAUCAGUUUGUCGAAUAAUUGGUUUGUAGUAUAGUGUUUUAUAUAGUCUAAAUGUUUUGGUUUAUUCACAAAAACUAUGUCUAUAUAAACAAUGAUGAAACUACAGUAAAGCAAAAUUAAACCAGUUCUGGAAUUCUCGUUUGAUCAUACGGUGUCGGUAAUAUGUUAGUAUUAAAAUAUGUUGAUAUAUGCAUAUUUGCCAAAUCCUAUUUGAAUAUCAAAUUAUCAUAUAAAUGCUAUUCAUGCCCAUUGGCAUUGCCAAUAUACAUUUAUCUACGCACAAAAUAACUAUUAAUUCACAAACUAUAUGCUAGAAUUACCUGUCUUUUAUCGCGGCCCAUAUGCAUGUAUCUAUGCACAAAAUAGCUAUUAACUCAUUAAUGCCCGUAUGCGCCCUGAAAUUGACAGGUGGGUAACGGACAAUGCGCCCUCAAAUGACACCUCAACUUGCGGGCAUGAUAUUUGAACACGUGUUUAUCGGGUUGCCCAGUAACAGAUACGAAAAUAGAAUGUGAAAUUCGAGCUUUUCAACGGUGUAUCAUGCAAGAAAAUUGGUCAGAAACUCGCAAAGUUUUUCAAGUUUAAAACCUUAGUUUUUCAAAAAUAAUGAAUAAUGGAGAUAUUGUUGCAAAGAAGGAUUUUACAGCAAGUUUUAAAAGCGAAAAAAGAAGAGGUUUUCAGAUGAUAUACAACGAAAAUUUGGCAUGAAAGGAAAGCGAAUGUAUUGACGUUUUGGGCCAAGUUUUUCUGUGAACCUUGCGCGAGAUUUUCAGCCAAAAAGAUGAGGAUUUCUCCAAACUUUAUUAAAAAUAGAAGUCGGAAAUCACAACACAAGUGAGCAGAUACAAUUUUUUAAAGGGUAUUUUUGAGUAGAAAUAUGCAAUCAAACACUCACAAAAUUCGACCGCAUUAAUGUUGGUUGAAUCUAGUUUAAAGUUAUCUUUUUAGACGAACUGUUUAUGCAAAUUUGGGCACAAUCUCGACUGUUUUUGUGACCCCAUUGUUGGUCUUCUUGUUCAAGUUGUUAUUUUAGCUAAAGUAUGUUUCAAACGACACCAGAUUGUGCGUAUGUGACCUUUUUUGACCUUUUUGGCAAGAAUACUUUGAGUAUUAAAUUACACUAAAUAAGUAGGAUAUUCCAAAGUCACUGUUAUAUCUAUUUUCAUCAAUUUAGUCUUAAAAUGACAACUCGUUUCAGACAUAUUGUGGUUUAAAAUAAGUGUAUUGAAUAAACGCGCUUGCUUGCCACGUGCGAAUUCUCAAAAGGUCCGCACUUGAGUUGUAAAGCUUUCAAAAUGCUUUUUUACUGGUUUAUUAUAUCCCGGGGCCCUAUAAAACUUUAAAUCGAUAAAGCAGAUAAUAAUGUUGAUGAAACAUCAUUCUCUAGUAACUAUACACAUUGAAUUAGAAGAAAAAGUUAUCAAAAUAGGUCGUGACGGUUGUUUGGCAAAAUGCCGCUUCUCUCUGAAAUGGCUUCCUUUGCGGGAAGCAAUGAAAUUGAAGUUCUAACAAAAACUAACCUUAGCAGUUCUUUUGGGCCCAUUGCUCACUUAUUUAUCAUGAAAUCGCUUCACUAGAACAUUUUUAAUACUGUCUAUGGAAAACUUUGUAAUUUUCUGAACUAAAAGUUUAUGGUUUCGAGGUGUUUAUUUUAUAAAAUAGCACGCGUGACAAAAUGGCACUUUUGUGGUUUCUCACGUCUGACAAACAACCAAAGAUGAAAGUCCUUAUUUCACCUUUUUAUAGCUAUGUGGAAUACCUGAAUAUUAGGUUAUCUUUUUAUGUGAGUAUACAGAUAACAUUUCUACACAAUAGUCCUUAUGAAGGUUUAUUUCAAACUAAAAAAAAACGAGUGUUUUUCAGAGCCAGACUUCAAAAGAGAACGUGUGUCUGACAUUUUAUAGCAGCCUACAUUGGCGCGCAAAAUAAUUUUGGCUAAAAACCGUUGCUUUUCCAACAAAAACAUGAGAAAAUUGAGCUAAAAGUCUUACCUGAUGUAUGUUUAAAUUGUUUUUCUUUUUAUGGUGUUUUUCAGUGGUUUGAGUAGAGAGGUUAAUAGCUUUUGGUUUUGUCACCACAAUUUGCCUUUUGAAAAUGUCGGCUGUCAUUGUCUGUGUUAAUAACACCUCAGAAAAUUCCUAUUUUCUCACCUUCCCAUCCUUGGUUUAUUGAAAAUAAAUAGAUUCUAGUACCAUAUGUCCUUAUAAAUAUAUUUGAAGUAAUUCAAAACUUGAAAGAUGUACAAGCACUGUGUUUUGGCUUGCACACUUUGUUGAAUUUGAACACUUAGUUACUGUUCUAAAUUUCAUGUUGUAAACAUCUUGCCCAAAAAAGCAAAGGAGUAUAUUUUAUAAUUUUUGAUCAUUUUCUAAUUCAUAUCUCAAUAGAUGAAAAUUGGUUAUUAAAAUAGAUAUGUACUAAUUUAGUGAAUAAUUUUUUUUUUGGUUUUUAUAUAAAUUUAUGGAGAUAUUGCCCCUUUAGGUGAAUA
Paramuricea clavata is the source of this 14471-nucleotide messenger RNA. The record is from the annotation of a GenBank genome assembly. NCBI's taxonomy places the organism in Eukaryota, Metazoa, Cnidaria, Anthozoa, Malacalcyonacea, Plexauridae.